GGUAGAACCGCGCCACAACUGUUUCCAAUUUUCCGGUUUACUAUCACCCCCCUGUGCAGCUGGAUUUUGACAUUUUUGUUGAGUUUUUGACAUUAAAGCUGUGCAUUAAAGCAAAGUCGAGCAAAGUUAAAGUUUGGUUUUUGGUCAUGUUUUCCCGUUUCUCGGCCCGGCAAUUCUGAAAAUUAAUUGCAAAUGUUUAAUAAGUAUUUUCAGUAUUUAUUAUGAAGUGCGGUGGGUGCAAUAAGCAGUUUCUUCGAUAUAGUGACCUUAGGAGACAUGUUAAAAAGUUUCACAGUGUUGAACUUGACGAAUUGGCUCCUCUGAAAAGACAUCAAAAACAAUAUGAUUUUCUUUGUAGUGUUUGUGCGAAAAACUUUAGUCAUAAGAAAAACUUGAAUGCCCAUUUGAAAACGCAUAGUGUCGAUACUCAGGAAGCUGGCAUUUCAAAAAGGAAUAGAUCCAAGAAGUGUCCCUUGUGUUCUUAUGAAAAUCACCUUAAAUGUCAGUUUAAUGACCAUUUUAAGAACGUCCAUGAUAUUCAAAUCACUAUGAAAGAAUUGAUGUUCAAAACAUUUGACGAAUUUAAUUUGUGGAUGGCCUAUAUAGAGAAGGAAACACAAUCCAAAUUUAUCAAAUAUCGAGGUACAAUUGUCAAAAAAUCAGGCAGUAAAAUUAGUUAUUACUGCCAUAGAUCAGGUUUUUUCAACUCAGAAAGUAAAGGGAUCAGGCACUUAAAGACAAAGGGGAGUAAUAAAAUAAAUGGGUUUUGUCCAGCCAGAAUUGAGGUAUUGUCAGAGAAGAAUGGUCAGUGCAAAAUAAUGUUCACGCAAACACAUGUUGGACAUACAAAUUGUGACUUAGGACAUCUAUCUCUCAGCAAGCUUGAAAAUGACCGAGACGAAAAUAAUUUAUGCAUAGAAAUAGAUUCAAAACAAGCCGAAACAAAAGACCUUGUGCAAUUAGUAAUAAUUGAUAUACCUGGUGCUACCAGAAAUCAGUCUGUAGAAGAAGAUGUGAGAAAAAUGAGGGAUCAUAUUAAUGAAGUUUUGGAUAAAGUCACGACCAAGGAGCAGGUGGAGGCCUUGAAAAAACUUAUAGCUCCUAUGGAACCGACCUUAUUAGCGGUUAUGCAAAAACCAUCAAAAUCUUUAUUGGGAACUGUUGUAUCGGAAAAUCAACAAAAAUUCCUGCAAAUAAAAAAAUCUCAACACAAAGACGGUUGUACGCCACAAGAAAUCCAAAAAGAGACAAGCCAAUCAAAAUCGCCUAAAAAAACUAACAUAUGAACAUCCUGAUAAACUGGCAUUAAAAAUGAUGCUAAAAUGAAUAAUUAAAAUUAAUCAAUAGUGUUGUUUGUUUAGCCUUAUUUCUUUUUGGAAAAAAUAUGUUAUACCUACAAUAGGUACCUAAUAUUUUUUUGUAAAUAUUCAUCAAUAGUAUUCAUGAUUUGACGCUUUUAAAUUUAUUGACGGUUGAAAAAAUAAUCUUGUCUUUCAAUAGAGUUUUAAAAAAAAUGUUUAAAAAAUUAUAUUCCCUUGAAGUGCUUGAAUUGGCUUGAAUCUUGAAUGACUGGGCCUUGUGACUGGUGACUGGGCGAAGUUUCUCUUUUUGGAAAACUGAAAUUGCCUUUUGCACCGAUUGUCGUUCGAUCGUGUAAAUACAAAUAAAUAAUAUGAAAGAGUUUAUAAUAUAUUUUUCAUAAGAUUCUUAUAU
Sitophilus oryzae (rice weevil) is the source of this 1713-nucleotide messenger RNA. RefSeq lists its product as uncharacterized. The coding region runs from base 222 to 1286 and encodes 354 amino acids. The record is from RefSeq and is a predicted model, not a curated record. Lineage: Eukaryota; Metazoa; Arthropoda; Insecta; Coleoptera; Curculionidae. The transcript is spliced from 2 exons.